CAGACGUUCACAGAAUGCCUUAUCUUACAAAACUCCUUUUGUUCUUGUUUUGCCUGAUGGUUCUUGUGGACAGCGGAAAGCUCAGGAGGAGGAGAGGGGCAGGGCAGCUGGCAAUGCCCCAGCCAAGCCACCUUUCCAAGAAGAACCUCGACGGGACCAAAAUGCGGAAAGGGGAGGCUCGGCCGCUCCUCAGGGUGGAGGACCACGAUUUCACCAUGAGGCCGGCCUUUGGAGGCCCUGCUAUCCCGGUGGGUGUGGACGUGCAGGUGGAGAGCUUGGACAGUAUCUCGGAGGUGGACAUGGACUUCACCAUGACCCUGUACCUGCGGCAUUACUGGAAGGACGAGAGGCUGUCCUUCCCCAGCACCAGCAACAAGAGCAUGACCUUUGACGGCCGGCUGGUGAAGAAGAUCUGGGUCCCUGACGUCUUCUUUGUCCACUCCAAAAGGUCGUUCACCCACGACACCACCACGGAGAACAUCAUGCUGCGGGUGUUCCCGGAUGGGCAGGUGCUAUACAGCAUGAGGAUUACGGUCACUGCCAUGUGCAAUAUGGACUUCAGCCACUUUCCCCUGGACUCCCAGACCUGUUCCUUGGAGCUGGAGAGUUAUGCAUAUACAGAUGAAGAUCUGAUGCUGUACUGGAAGAAUGGGGACGAAUCCCUGAAAACAGAUGAGAAGAUCUCCCUGUCUCAGUUUCUAAUUCAGAAAUUUCACACCACCUCCAGGCUGGCCUUCUACAGCAGCACCGGCUGGUACAACCGUCUGUACAUCAACUUCACGUUGCGUCGCCACAUCUUCUUCUUCUUGCUCCAGACCUAUUUCCCUGCCACCCUGAUGGUCAUGCUGUCCUGGGUGUCUUUCUGGAUUGACCGCAGAGCUGUGCCUGCCAGAGUGUCACUGGGUAUCACCACGGUGCUGACCAUGUCCACCAUCAUCACGGGCGUGAACGCCUCCAUGCCCCGUGUCUCCUACAUCAAGGCCGUGGACAUCUACCUCUGGGUCAGCUUUGUGUUCGUGUUCCUCUCGGUGCUGGAGUACGCGGCCGUCAACUACCUGACCACCGUGCAGGAGCGGAAGGAGCGGAAGCUGCGGGAGAAGUUCCCAUGUGUGUGUGGAAUGCUUCCCUCAAGAACCAUGAUGCUGGACGGAAGCUACAGUGAGUCUGAGGCCAACAGCUUGGCUGGGUACCCGAGGAGCCACAUUCUGACAGAGGAAGAGAGGCAAGACAAAAUAGUGGUCCACCUGGCCCUGAGCAAUGAAUCCAAUUCCUCCAGGAAGAAGGGGCUUCUGAAGGGCCAGAUGGGUCUUCGCAUCUUCCAGAACACCCACGCCAUUGACAAAUACUCCAGGUUGAUAUUCCCUGCCUCCUACAUAUUUUUCAACCUAAUUUAUUGGUCAGUAUUUUCCUAGGGGCUCCAAGGCUGUGCCUGGGAAAGGGCCUGGACAUCUAUGGGGCCUGACCAGCCAUCUACAUGGAUCUGCUGACCACAUUCCCUUCAGCAAACAGAGCAGUAGCCCCUGAACUCCCGUGAGCAGCGCCCCCUUCUGGAGGAGCCCAGGAGCCCUCCAGCUGCCCUUCCCAACCUCAUGGAUUUGCCCCUCAUUCAUGCUGUGCUGUGUCCCACAUCAUGUCUCUCAGUUCUUGUGUGUGAACAGGUUAUGAGAGCCCCCUCCUAUAAAAAAGGACUCAAAUGCCUUCCAGAUGUUCUGAGACCCCCUAUGAAGCCUGGGACUCAGUUGUGAAGGCAAAGGGGAAAAUGAAGGGCAGGCUUAGGGGCAUUCUGGAUAGGAAAUGGGAAAUUAGGAUUCAAAAUAGGAACAAAACAUCUGUAAACCCAUACAACCGGAUUAAGUGCCUCCCUGAGAAAGAAAAUAAGCUCAAAUCCCAGACAAGAAAUAAGUUGACCUGUGUGAGUCUGGCAACUGACAUGAUUUUGCAAUAUUAGGGGACAUUACUCAUUCAUCCCUCAAUUCAAUCAUUUAUUAAAUCUUGAAUGCCACAUGCUGUGGAAAUGAACAACUAGUGGUUCUCAACCUUCUGGCCCUUUAAAUACAGUUCCUCAUGUU
Molecule: messenger RNA, 2069 nt
Organism: Myotis davidii
Lineage: Eukaryota; Metazoa; Chordata; Mammalia; Chiroptera; Vespertilionidae
Gene: GABRR2
Product: gamma-aminobutyric acid type A receptor rho2 subunit
Exons: 9
Coding region: 15-1412 (465 amino acids)
Biological process (GO): regulation of membrane potential; monoatomic ion transmembrane transport; nervous system process
Cellular component (GO): membrane; GABA-A receptor complex; synapse
Molecular function (GO): extracellular ligand-gated monoatomic ion channel activity; GABA-A receptor activity; neurotransmitter receptor activity
Source: RefSeq, a predicted model, not a curated record